UUCUAACAUGAAUGUUCUUCAGCAUGUAGAUAACACAUUAUUCUCUGUAUUUGCUAAUAUUGUUUAAGUUAAGCAGAGCUGACUUUGCCAAAUUUAAAUGUGUACACUCGCAAAGUAUUUCUCAUAUUAUUUCCCUCCUCUUCACUCCAGUCCAGCGGGUGGCGCUAAAACACAUGCGUUUGUUUGUCAAACACCAUUAAACCUCAGAAGAAGAAGAGUCGUGACUAAGUGUUGAAGCAAGCAGGAAUAUCUGGAGGAGUAUCAUCUGAACUGAGAUCUGCUGCUGUGAAGAUGGUGUUUGUUAAAGAGGAGAGUGAGGAGAACAUGAUUAUACCAGAAACCUGGAGAAUAAAACACGAGGAACAAGAGACAUGGAGAAUAAAAAAUGAAGAACCAGAACCUGAACCAGAAACCUGGAGAAUAAAACAUGAGGAACCAGAACCUGAACCAGAAACCUGCAGAAUAAAACACGAGGAACCAGAACCUGAACCAGAAACCUGGAGAAUAAAACAAGAAGAACCAGAACCCGAACCAGAACCCUGGAGAAUAAAACAGGAGGAACAAGGAGAGUUGGUUAAAGAAAACAAGGAUAAUGAAGAAUUGAGAGAAGUUGAGGAGAAAAAUCAUGUCAAAACUGGAGAAAAAACUUUGAGUUGCUCUCAAACCGAAAAGAAAGAUUUAAAGAAAAGAGGAGCCAAGAAAUCUUUCACCUGCACUCAGUGUGGAAAGAGUUUCACACACAAACAUCAUCUUGAGUGUCACAUAAGAUUUCAUACGGGAGAGAAACCAUACACUUGUGAUCAGUGCGGGAAGAGUUUCUCACAAUCAGCACAUCUUAGGGGCCACAUGUUCAUCCACACCAAAGAAAAACUGCAUGCAUGUGAUCAGUGCGGCAAAACAUUUUCGAGGACUUCAAACCUGAAGAAGCACCUGAGUGUUCAUACAAAGGAGAAGCCACAUUCAUGUCAUUUGUGUGGAAAGUGUUUUUCAUGUCUAGAACAUUUGAAAGAACAUCUGAAAACACAUUCUGGUGUGAGAGAUUAUAUGUGCAUCGAGUGUGAGAAGACUUUUACUUCAGCAAAGUGUUUAAAACGGCACCAGAGGGUCCACACUGGAGAGAAACCUUAUAAGUGUUCACACUGUAACAAGACAUUCAGUCAGUCAGGAAGCCUGAAAAGACACGAGAGGAUCCACACCGGAGAGAAACCGUAUCACUGCACUGCAUGUGGGAAGAGUUUCAAUCAUUCAUCUGGUCUACACAUUCAUACAAAAAACUAUCACAGUAAGUAGAUCAUCUUCAGAUCCAGCUCUUUCAGAUCUGAUGCUGACUCCUCAGCAAUUGUGAAACAAUAAUGCAUCAAGCAAUAAGAUAUCAUCUGGAUAAAUCUUUCCUAACCAGACAUUACUAGCAACAUGACAAAGAAACAUUAUCUAAAGUUUUCACAGUGAAUAAAGUCCAUCUUCAUCUUCAAAACCAGCAGAUUCAACUGAGAUUCAGAUCAACUCAAAGAUGGAGUUCCUCCCCAAAGAACAAUGUCACAAAGUUAUAUUCGUGUAUAUCAUUUUGUUUCAUGAUAUAAAUGAUAUCAGUGUUUUCUUAUGAGUUUCAUAUUGUGUUCAAUUGUCUUAUGAUGCAUGUAGCACUUGUACUGUGAGAUUCAGAUCAACUCAAAAGCCCUCUUCGGAUUAACAUGAUAGUAGAUGAUGGACUCAUGAAACAGCGGAAGUUCUCUCAUCAUUUGAUGUUGGAUUUAAGUAUGAUGUGGUGAUGAUGAUGAUGAUGAUGAUGUUUGUUUUAUACAUUAUGUUUAUUAUGUUUGAACUGAACUAACAGACAUGAUCACAGCAGUCCUACUGACUUCAGGAGGUACCACACACGUCUUUACAUUGUUCGUUGUUUUAUACCUUUCAUUUCAUUCCCAGUUUCACAGACUGAGUCUGUUUUCUCUUCUUCUCUUGAUUGUGUCUAUCAUCUGUCCUCUCGCAGUGAUUGUGAUUAUUGUUGAGUUUGCAGUGUUUGCUGCUCCUGCUGUGAUUCUUCUUCAGAUCAAGAAGAGCUGGUGAGUUUUUCAGCUUCACACAAUCCAAAUUCUGGCCAGAGGAGAACUGAGCCCCGUCUGAGCCUGUUCUCUCACAAGUGUUUCUCUCUCUCUCUGAUGGAGUUUAGGUUUCUUGCCACUGUCACCUUUGGCUUGCUUAGUUGGGGACACUUAAUAUCUGGCAGUAUUGUUGACUUGAUUGCACAGACACUAUCUGAACUGAGCUGGACGAUAUAGACAUCACUGAAUCAACAAUGAACUGACUUUAACUGGAAAACUGACUGUUCUCUAUUGUCCUCUUGCAUUAUCAGCACACGUUUAACACUAUAAAGCUGCUGACACAAUCUGUAUUGUAUAAAGUGCUACGAAUAAAGGUGACUUGACUUGACAAUCUGAUGAUUCACAUUGAUCUGGAACAAUCUGCAAUCAUGAGAGAUCAGUAAAUGCUUUUGUGUUGAAUUAUUUUGCAGGGAGGAAGAAAUCGCAGCACCGAGAGGAAAUAGUGAUGAAUACAAUAUUAGAAUAAAAUACCCUCUACAAAUAACAGGCCAGAUUACAGCAAUAUUUAUCUUCAUUUUUUUAUUUUAUUUAUUUUAAUCUCUCAACAUUUUACAACAGUAGCCCAGUGGUGAAGACAAAAAAAAAGAAAUAAUUACAAUGUCAGUUGCAAUCGCCACCUACACUCUCCUCUCCUGUUGCAAUCAACACAAAUCAUGUGUGUUGCCAAUGGAGACGACGCUGUGGUGGUUCUCUUUCAUAGGUUCAUCUACACCAGGGAUACUCAAAUCUGAACUUUACUUUGUCAUUAAAUAACUGACCAACCAAUUAUCAAAAGAAAACCUUUUAAAUCUGAGGAAUAUUUGUCACACUAUAAAAUCCCAGUUACAGCAGAGAAUUGGCUAUUGUUUUUGGAGCCAUAUUCCUUCUGGGAUUAUUAUGUUUAUGAAGGGUUUUAAUAACCAGUUUUCUGACCUGUGCACUGUAGCAGACCUGACCUGUUGAAAGAGAUGGUGUUCAUCCCUCCUGGGGUGGUGCUGCUCUUCUCUCUAGAAAUAUGACACAUAGUCUUAGAGUUGGUACUUGACUAACUGGAGCCCAGGUCAGGAAGCAGACAGACUGGCUAAACCGACCGUCUGCUAGCCGCCUCACGUCUGUCACGUGUCUGCCUGUCUGAGUUCCCGUCUGUCCUUAUUUGGUUUAGCGCUACCAGAGCGCCCUCAAGAGUCUCCGCUGGUUCCGUCCAGCUCCGCGCUGCCAGAGCGCCGCCAAGAGUCCGCGCAAAGACUGAAAGCCCCUAACGUCAUCAAAAAAAUUGGGGGGGGGCUAUAUACCCGUGAUCCUGUUAGCCAUAGUGGCCACGCUCAGGACUUUGGUCAGGGCCACUAUGGCUCCCCUGUCUAGGCCUUUCAAGUUCCCUGCUCCACCAUGGCCUUCCAAGGCCCCUGACCCGCCAUGGCCGCCGGAGUCCCCUGACCCGCCAUGGUCUCUAAGAGUCUCCUGUUCCGCCCUGGAUGCCGCCUCUGUAUCCCUGUCCUGCACCGGCGUCCAGGGCGCCCACCCCCCCUCCCAGGUGGUACUGUUACGGCGCGGGACGCGCCUACCGGGAGGGGGAGGUACUGUCACGUGUCUGCUUGUCUGAGUUCCCGUCUGUCCUUAUUUGGUUUAGUUCCGUUCCUUGUUAGUUAAUUAUCGUUUCAUUGUCCCCACCUGAGUUUCAUUACGUUGUUUGCUCUUUUGUUCCUGUUCUUAUAAAUGUCCUCAGUUCUCCCUGUGAAUUUGUCUGUUCUUAAGUUAAUAAAGUGGGAAAAGUGAGUUGAUGCCGUUUCGUUCUCCUCUCUUUCAUUUAUAUUUCUUUUAUUUAAACUACAACCACACAACCCGUAACAACGUCACAGAAGU
Molecule: messenger RNA, 3938 nt
Organism: Onychostoma macrolepis
Lineage: Eukaryota; Metazoa; Chordata; Actinopteri; Cypriniformes; Cyprinidae
Product: zinc finger protein 239-like
Exons: 3
Coding region: 292-1290 (332 amino acids)
Biological process (GO): regulation of transcription by RNA polymerase II
Molecular function (GO): DNA-binding transcription factor activity; RNA polymerase II cis-regulatory region sequence-specific DNA binding
Source: RefSeq, a predicted model, not a curated record